UGGUCUGAACUCAGCGGUUCGCGGCAAGGGGAAAAAAACCCUACUUUAAACCCUGUCGAGCGACAGAGGCUUGGUUCAGGCUUGGGAUCCGUGGAUGUCGUUACUAUCAGCAUCGACGUCGUCAUCAUCUCCAAGUGUUAUUGUCGAGUGAGUCGCUCGACGAUGGAGGGUCCGAUUCCGAGAGCGGUUUUCAUCGACACCAGCCUUGGUACUCACCUGGCGAUGCUCAUCUCCGACACCGACACUGUUUCCGACCUCAAAAGGAAAAUAAAGGUUGAACACAAAGCAUGCUUCCCAACCUUGGGGGAGAUACAUGUUAACGCUGUAAAGGUUAAGCGCAAAGGAGACUUUUAUCAUCUAGCCGAUUCCAUGCAUGUGAGAAGUGCAUUCAAUGGGGUUAAAAAGAAUUGGUUUGUUUCAGUUGAUGCUUCCAUUUUGAGUGUCUAUUCUGAUGGACGAAACAGGCUCAAUCCUAGCUCCAGCGACCAACCUGUUCUCCUUGCAAUCACUAGUAAACCUUCCAGUGAUCAACUUGAUACUACACCUGAUGACCAGCCUGAAACUGUGCCCAAAAGGCUGUCCAGGUUUGAGGUUUCAGCAACACCAAAGGCUGGUAGCUACCAAAAUGUUGACAAGGUUGUUCCUGUCAUCGCUUCAGAAAAUUUGGUGGUUGAACAAAAUGACGUUAUUGAUUGUUCGAACGUAAAUAGAAUGACCCCUCUGCCCUCUCUAUGGAUGAAGCAGAACACUGAAAUUUCUACAUCUAUUCCAUUAUCUACCGAACCUUUGGACGUUUGUGACUCAUUCACAACUGGUUCAAGAAAUAAGAAGAGGGAAAAAAACGAGAAAAAGUCAAAGGCGUGCAAUCUAGAAGAUUUGAGUCACCCUUCUUCUAGGAAAGCCAUCAGGAAUGAGAUGGAAGUGCAGAAGGAAAGUUUGGUCUUUGAUCGCAAUGAUCUCAUUGGAGAACCUGAAAAUAUCAUGGCUCCCAAUCAAAGCAUUCAAAGCCCGAAAACUUCUGAACCUCAACAGGCCUCUUUUAAAGAAAAGCCUUUAGAACUUGUUCAAGAAAAGGGUAAGAAUAUUGAGAUGCAUGAUGUCAAUUCCCAUAAACAGUAUAGUGGAGAUGGUGCAGGAGAUGGUGUCCACAGUUGUUCACUUGUAGUCAGAGAGCCGGACCACUCGAAAAAAGAAUUUGGCCAGAAUAAAGUCACUGGGGGCAUUGAGAAGGCUAUUCUCACUGGUGAAUCAGUAGCUGCUUCUAAAAUUGAGGAACUCAAAGCAUUGCCGAAGAAAAGAAAGAAGUCUAAAAGAUUAAAGGAGUCGGAUGGGGGAAAGAGCAUCAAUUCUUUUACCGAGCACAUUGAAAGCUCUUUAAUUGGAAGAUCUUUAGCUGACCUUCAAAAAGUUUCUGAAGGUGAUGAAUCCCGAAAUAAACUUGAGAACCAAGAAAACUUCUUGUCUCAAGCGAGGGGAGAAGAAACAAUGGUGAUGGCUGCUGCAGAGCCUCUUGAUAUGCAUGGGACUAAGGUGGAAUCUUCUCAACAAGUUAUUGAGAAGAAUAUGGAUAUUGAGAGCAUUGAAGAGAAGACAAAGAAGAAAAGCAAGAAAUCACGAAGAUCAACUGUGGAGAAUCUACCCGGUGUGGAGAUGAAAGAUCCAAACUUGGAUGUUAAUGAUCCAAUAUUGACGAGUGCAACUGGGAAUGAGACUACUACCAGUCACAGGAGGCCUGUGAAAGCUUCAUCACAUGCAUCUGAAGGAAAUAGCGGAGGCGACCCUCCUCAAUCGACUAAGAAUGUGGAUCUCCCUAGUAAUGACCAUCUAGAUAAAGGAGAAAACUUGUCUGAAGCUAGGGGAGGAGAAACAAUAGUGAAGCUUGCUGCUCCAGGGCAUCUUGAUGUGCAUAGGAGUAAGGCGGAAUCCUCACAACAAAUCAUCGAGAAAGAAGCGAAAACUGAUAGCAUUGGAGAGAAGACAAAGAAGAAAAGAAAGAAAUCACGAAGAUCAACUGGGGAGAAUCUACCCCUUGUGGAAAUGAAAGAUCCAAACUCUGAUGCUUUUGAACUAACACCGAUGAGUACCACUUUGAAUGACACUACUAGUGAGCAUGCCAGUUAUAAGAAGUCCAUGAAAGCUCCAUUACAUACAUCUGAAGGAAAUAAAAAGGGUGGCCCUCCUCAAUCAAUCAGUAAUGUGGAUCCCCUGAGUGGUGACCGUCUAGAUAAAGGAGAAACCAACUUGUCUCAAGCAAGGGGAGCAGAAACGAUAGUGAGGGCUGUAGAGCCUCUUGAUGUGGAUGGCACAAAGGUGGAAUCCUCACAACAAAUUAUCGAGAAAGAAUUGAACUUUGAUUGCACUGAAGAGAAGACAAAGAAGAAAAAAAGGAAAUCACGAAGAUCAACUAGGGAGAAUCUACCCCGUAUGGAGAUGAAAGAUCCAUACUCUGAUGCUUUUGAACCAACAACAAUGACUACUACUCUAAAUGACGCAAGUUAUGAGCAUACCAGGUACAUGAAGCCCAUGAAAGCUCCAUCACAUACAUCUGAAGGCAACAAGGAGGGUGGCCCUCCUCAAUCAAUCACUGAGGUGGAUCUCCCAAGUGGUGACCAUCUAGAUAAAGGAGAAAACAACUUGUCUCAAGCCAGGGGAGGAGAAAUGAUAGUGAGGGCUACUACUGUAGAGCCUCUUGAUGUGCACGGAACUAAGGCGGAAUCCUCACAAAAAAUCAUUGAGAAGGUAAAUUUUGAAAAUGCUGAAGAGAAAAAGACAAAGAAGAAAAGAAAGAAAUCAGGAAGAUCAACUGUGGAGAAUCUACCCAGUGUAGAAAUGGAAGAUCCAAAGUCCAGCACUAUUGAUCCACUGCCCAUUAGUGCGACCGUGGAUAAGACUGCUAAUGGGCAUACCAGUUACCUGAAGCCCAUGGAAGCUCCAUCACAUACAUUUGAAGGUAAUAACGAGGGUGACCCCGCUCAAUUGAUUGUGAAUGUGGAUCUCCCUAGUGGUGAUCAUCUAGCUAAAGGAGAAAACAACUUGUCUCAAACAAGGGGAGGAGAAACAAUGGUGAGGGAUGCUGCUGCAGAGCCUCUUGAUGUGUAUGGGUCUAAGGCAGAAUCCUUAGAAGAAAUCAUUGACAAAGAAAUGAACAUUGAAACUUUUGAAGAGAAUACACAUAAGAAAAGAAAAAAAUCGCGAAGAUCAACUGUGGAGAAUCUACCCAGUGUAGAUAUGGAAGAUCCACACUCUGAUGCUAAUGAUCCACUUCCCAUUAGUGCGACUGUGAAUGAGACUGAUAAUGGGCAUUCCAAUCACAUGAAGGCUAUGAACGCUCCAUCACAUACAAUUGAAGGAAAUAGUGAGGACGACCCUCCUCAAUCGAUUAGGGAUGUGGAUCUACUCCCUAGUGGUGACCAUCUAGGCGGAGUGAACAAUCAUUCGAAGGCGGUCAAUGAAAGGGACACGAUCAAUUUCGGUGAUUAUUUUGUACCAAGGCAACUCCAGCAAGAAGCCCUGGCUCCUAACAAUUCUGUUGUUCAUGGAGGGACAAAAGAAAAUGGAGUAACUAAAAAGGUUAAAGGCAAAAGAACAAAGAAAGCUGACACAACUGUUGAUGGCAGCUCCUCUUGGUUGCAGAGUUCAGUUAUGUCAAAUGGACCACAAGAUGGACAAAAAUCUCCUACCGGUAACUCCUACUCCAUCCAACUUCAAGAAUCACUAGCUAAUGACAAGAAUGGGAAGGAGCCUCCUGUAGGUCCUGGAAGUACAGACCUCACUUUGUUGUCUUCGAAAUCGGAUAAGUUUAAGAUUAUAGCUGAAGAAGCUCCCGGGGCCAAAGUCAUUGUUGCUACUCCUAAUCUAGAGAAAGACAGUGAAGCAUCAGCUGCAUCAGGCUCUGACAUGAAAAGAACCAAGAAUGUUAAAGCAGGCAACAAUAGGCGCUCAGAAGUAGACCGCUAUCGUCUGGCUGUUAGGAAAUCUUCUCACCAGCAUACUGGGGAAGUUGUUGGUACCUCUGAAAGGAAGAAAAGCUUGCUCGCAACAUCAGUCGCGAUUUUCAAGGAUGAAAGCAGUGGGAGUUCUGCAGAAGCUGAGGGAAUUGAGGGUUCUUAUUCUAGCACCAGGACACCAUCAGAUACAUUGUUGUCUGGCUACUCGGAUGGCGACAGUAAUGCAAAUCUGAACUCACCUAGGGAUGGGAACCUUUCAAGAAAAUAUGAUGGUGGGAGUAGCAUGAAGAAAUCACAGUCCUCAGACAGAAAGGAUCUAACCCUCGACAGGAUCCUCAGGAGUUCAAGCAGGUACAAGAAGGCCAAGCUAGUUGCUUCUCAAUCGCAGCUUGAAGACUCUGAAAGCCAACCACUUGAAUUUGUGCCUGAUAGUCAAGCCAUCUCAUAGUUAGGUCUGUGCGAUGCAACAGGUAUAGAAGGAAGACCUCAAGGAGGUUGAUUUGGAGGAUCAGCCCCGCAUUAGAACCUCCUCAAAUUUUGACAUUUGUGCUUUUUAUUGAGGUUAUUGUCACACCCUAUUCUCUACUUUCUGCUACUUCUCAAUGCUCCGUAAAUUAGCUUAGAAUGCAUUUUGCUGGAAAAGAGGGUAAUCAUCGUCAACAAAGCUCUGUCCAGAAGCUGACUCUUUUGGAGUCAUUUUGUCUGCUUCGGCCGGUGGUUGAAGAAAUUUUCCUCCGGUGCAAUCACCGCCUAUGCACUCCCCAUUUUCCUGAAUUCGGGAUAGAUGACUGAUUAACCGAGUUUGAUAAGUUGGUAGUGUGUGGCGUUAAUACACUGAUGUCAAAGGUCCGAUUGAAGUUCUCUUUUGCCGUUAAUUGCUUCUGAUUAUGUUGUUGGUCUUUA
Messenger RNA from Rhodamnia argentea, 4850 nucleotides. RefSeq lists its product as uncharacterized. The transcript is spliced from 12 exons. The record is from RefSeq and is a predicted model, not a curated record. The coding region runs from base 163 to 4395 and encodes 1410 amino acids. Lineage: Eukaryota; Viridiplantae; Streptophyta; Magnoliopsida; Myrtales; Myrtaceae.